Closterium sp. Yama58-4 is the source of this 1818-nucleotide messenger RNA. The record is from the annotation of a GenBank genome assembly. Lineage: Eukaryota; Viridiplantae; Streptophyta; Zygnematophyceae; Desmidiales; Closteriaceae.
AUGGCGGAGAAUGAGUGGCUAUCGGGUUACCUGGACGCGAUUCUAGAGCGCGGAGGCGCGCCGAUGGACACUGACAAGAAGGAACGGCUGGAUCUAUCGGAGAUCAAGGGUCAGGGCGGCACAGCCGUCCGAUACUUCGUGAACGAGAUCAAGCAUUCGAGCGAGGAGGAGCUGCACCGCACAUGGAUGAAGGCCACAGCAAUGAGCGACGAGAAAGGUGCUCGAAUGGAGAAUUUCACGUGGCGAAUCUGGUAUCUGUCCCGAAAAAAGAAGCAGUUGGAGCAAGAAGCGUCGCGGAUUAAGGAGCAGCAGCAGCACGACAAGGAGGAGGCUGAGCUGGAUAUAGAGGAGGAGGACGGCCCUGACGAUGACGCGCUCCCGGACGCUCUGCCCGGCGCUGACGUGGCUGCUGACGUGGACAAGGCCGCGGAUGACCUGCUGGACUCCAGUGCCAACGUGGCAGCGGCCCAGGCGGCAGCAGCAAAGGCUGCAGCGGAGAAGGAGUCGCGGGGGAGGAGGGAGAACCAGCAGGGGGAGAGGCAGAGGGAGGUGCCUGCUGGUGCAGGGUCGACUGCUGAGGCGACUGGGAGGGACCCGCUUGAGCAUGGCACGGAGAAGAGGCUCUAUAUUGUCAUGAUCAGAUGGGUUGCUGAGGCGCUUGGGAAGGAUGCGCUUGAGCAUGGCUCGGAGAAGAGCCUCUAUAUUGUCAUGAUCAGAGAGAACAUGGACCUGGGGAUUCUUGAGGCGGCUCAAAAGGCUAAUAACGCAUUGUGCAUGUGCAUGUGUUCGUUUCCCGCCCUGCACCUGCGCCAUACAGCAUCCAUGGGUGAAAUACGUGGUGGAGAUUGCACGUGCCCUGGCGUCCAUGCCUCAGCAGGUUGGCAGGCAUCAUUCUUAUUCCCCUCCGUUCCAUCCCUCUCCGCACCCCCCCACCUCCCCCACCUUGGCCAGGUGAAAUACGUGGUGGAGAUUGCACGUGCUCUGGCGUCCAUGCCUCAGGUGUACCGUGUGGAUCUGCUCACACGCCAAAUCGUUGCCCCUGGGGUUGACUGGUCGUACAGGGAGCCCUCCGAAAUGCUGAGCUCCCUCCGCUACGACCCGGACGGGCUGAUAGCGGGUGAGAGCGCGGGCGCCUACAUCAUCCGCCUGCCGUGCGGGCCAGUUGACUGGUCGUAUGGAGAACCUUCUGAAAUGCUCAGCUCCCUCCGCUACGAUCCGGACGGGCUGAUAGCGGGGGAGAGCGCGGGCGCCUAUAUCAUCCGCCUGCCGUGCGGGCCGCGCGACCAGUACCUGCGCAAGGAGGCGCUGUGGCCGUACGUGGACGAGUUUGUGGACGGUGCCCUCACGCACAUCAUGCACAUGUCGAGAGAACUGGCUGAUCAGAUUGGGGACGGGCAGCGCGUGUGGCCCUACAUGAUUCACGGGCACUAUGCUGACGCAGGAGACAUUGCAGCGCUGCUCUCAGGUGCUCUGAACGUGCCCAUGGUGCUCACAGGCCAUUCUCUUGGCCGCAACAAGCUGGAGCAGCUGCUGAAGCAGGGCCGCAUGACCCGAGCAGAGAUCAACACACAGUACGCCAUCGACCGGCGGAUAGAGGCCGAGGAGUUCUCCCUGGACGCCGCAGAGCUGGUGGUGACGAGCACAAGGCAGGAGGUGGAGGAGCAGUGGGGGCUGUAUGACGGCUUUGACGUGCGUCUGGAGAGGGUGCUGCGCGCCCGCCAGCUCAGGGGAGUCAGCUGUCACGGCCGCUUCAUGCCGCGCAUGGCGGUGAGUACACAUGGGGACACAGAUUUAAGGUACUUUCUGGGUUGGCUUUGA